This is a messenger RNA of Fragaria vesca subsp. vesca, 573 nucleotides long. RefSeq lists its product as uncharacterized. Bases 1 to 573 code for a protein of 190 amino acids. NCBI's taxonomy places the organism in Eukaryota, Viridiplantae, Streptophyta, Magnoliopsida, Rosales, Rosaceae. The transcript has 7 exons. Gene Ontology annotation, molecular function: S-adenosylmethionine-dependent methyltransferase activity. The record is from RefSeq and is a predicted model, not a curated record.
AUGGCAGUGAAGUCGCCGGAUACAUUGUUUUAUGAGAGUCUGAGGUUUGUGAAACAUAUUGAUGAUCCGGCCAUUGCUGCAUUGACCAAGUACUAUUCUAAGGUGUUUCCGCCUAGCAACACUGCAGGAGUGAGCAUGCUGGACAUGUGCAGGAGUGAGCAUGCUGGACAUGUCAGUCACUUUCCUCCGGGAUACAAGCAAGAGCGAGUAGUUGGAAUGGGAAUGAUUGAAGCAGAGCUAAAGGCAAAUCCGGUUUUGACAGAGUAUGUUCUUCAAGACUUGAAUGGCGAUCCUAAACUUCCCUUUGAAGAUAAUUCUUUCGAUGUGAUAACUAAUGUGGUCAGUGUUGAUUAUAUUAACAAGCCUAAUGAAGUUUUCAAGGAAAUGUGCUGGAUUCUUAAGCCAGGCAGACUUGCUAUAAUGAGCUUUUCCAACCGAUGUUUCUGGACUAAAGCAAUCUCAAUCUGGACAUCAACUGGUGAUGCUGAUCAUGGUUUGAUUGUUGGGUCAUGUUUCCACUAUGCUGGUGGAUUUGAACCUCCUCAGAUGGACAUCGAUCGAGAAAUCAAAUGA